Conger conger (European conger) is the source of this 2466-nucleotide messenger RNA. It is a transcript of the gene saxo6, whose product is annotated as Mdm1 nuclear protein. Gene Ontology annotation, biological process: negative regulation of centriole replication. Gene Ontology annotation, molecular function: microtubule binding. Bases 122 to 2167 code for a protein of 681 amino acids. The transcript has 15 exons. NCBI's taxonomy places the organism in Eukaryota, Metazoa, Chordata, Actinopteri, Anguilliformes, Congridae. The record is from RefSeq and is a predicted model, not a curated record.
CUUUACCAAGGCAACGCAUCGCGCUCAAUGACUGUAAACGCGGCUUGUGCAAACUGAGUUUGCUUGCAGGAACAAUUGUAAGCACCAAUGCAACAUCGUUCUCCGCAGAUUGUGCGUUACAAUGGCAGUCACAUUUAAGGGCACCAGCGAGUAUAAGAGCAAAUUCAAGGGGCGGAGCGCCCGGUCCAGAAGCGCAUCUCCCCAGCUCCGGACGCGCAAGGCAGGGCUACGGUCCGACCAGCUGGGAGUCGUCCGAGAGCCCCAGUUUCUUUCAAAGAGAAGGGUGCCCUUACACAGACCGCAGGUGUACCGGUCCUUUCAAUGGGAGGAGCCAGACGAGUCGCCAUGGGAACGCCAGACCCCCAGGGCAAGCGCCGGUCCUGCGCCAGCACUCCCCGUGGAGGGACCGGGAAAGGCGGACGGGCCCGAAACCCCACUGGCCCCCAGGGGUCCCAAACCCUCCGGGGCUCUGUGUGCGGAGAGCGAACCCGUCGCGGCGGCCCCGCCCCCGCCAACAGAGCCACGCCGGCCCGUAACAGCAGGGGAGGCGGGGCCUGUGCCGAAUGGAGUCCACCAUGUUCUGAAGAGGAGGGCGGGGCUGAAGUUGGUAGGCCGCAGCAACAAGCUCCAGAGCUCAGAGUACCAGAGGCAGUUCCAGUGCAAGACGCCCGUCGCCAGCUCCCCCCUCCUGGCUGCAGAGCAGAUGGUGUACCGGAGCAGUCCAGUGAUCCCGCCCUUCAGAGCGACCCCAUUGGUCCAGGAGAGCGAGUACAGGCGGAGCUUCAAGGGCUCUCCGCCCCCCAGGGCCCCUUGGCUGAGGCGGGACCUGGAGCAGAGGGAGGGGCCACAGUCCCCGUCGGAGCCGGGCUCACCGGAGAGGGCCACAAAGGGCAAGAAGAAGAAGAAGAAAAAGCCACAGCAGCGGAUAUCCAGGAAACCGAGCCUCCAGAGCGGCGGCCCUCGGCGGGAAGUGAGGUCACAGAGCCCCUCCCACGGGGGAUACUGGAAGGUGAAGUCAGAGUACAGCUCUCACUUCCGCUCCCCCCUGCACUACAGGCUCAGUGACGGGGUUUGGGUCAAGUCCUCCACAGCUGCUGAAGAGGCGCGGGAGCUCCGGAGGAGGGCCGAGGCGUACCGCAGGAGGGCCUGGGGGACUCACUUCUCCCGGGACCACCUUAACCAGAUCCAGUCUGAGCAGAACCGGCUGUGGGAGGCCUCCACGGCAUCGGACGGCCUGGCCGAGAGCAGCCGCACCAUCCAGGCCCUGGACCUCGCCAGCGUUGAGAGCCUGAAGGGGAGCUCUAGUGAGGGGCGCUCGCUGCCCCCGUCCCCUGCGGGGGGCAGCACGGAGGCUCGCCCGCAGAACGCUCCCACCCUCCCCGAGGAGGAGGAGGAGGAGGGCAGGGACCGGAGAGAGGAGCCAGGGGAGGAACCUCCCAGGGAGAAGAAGCGGGCGGAAGAGGAUGAGGAGGAGGUAGAAGAUUGCAGGAGCGAUAGGGCGACUGCCUCAGAGAAUCCGUCUCCGUCACCUGCAUCGACCUCCCAUCGCUCUGGGACGCCGGGGGGCAGGUUGCCCACCCCCAAAAUGAAGAUCAUCCGCACCAUCCAGAGGACGCACCAUGACCGCACCACCCCGACAACAGGGGGCGCCAUCCUGGUCUCCCCUCCGAAAGCCACGGAGGGCUCCCCGGGGCGGGGUGUGCGGAGGAGUGAACCUCCUCUGGGGAAGCCCUACUCCCCCUACAAGGCCCUGUCCCGUGCCUCGCCGGAGAGACUCAGCAGCAAGGUGGAGGGGGGCUCCCCCCCGGCUGCCGGGCUGACCACGGCGGACCCCAUCCCGCUGAGGGAGGACCCCUGGCCCUCGCGCCCCUCCCCGAAUGACUCCCCCGCUCCCUGUCCCGCCGGGCGUGGCCCCGCCCUCCCCGCUGUCCCCGCUCCCCUCCCGACCAAUCGCAUCCACGGGAGGCUGAGGGACCCGGAGUUCCAGCACAACGGUAACCUAGGAUUCCUAAGGCACGAGACGACCGCGUUCCCUUCCAGUGAACUUUCAGACGACGACGACAGGAUGUCCCAGAUCUCAUCCCGGUCGGCUGCGUCCUGCUCUCUGGCUUCACAGGUUCUGGAACGGGCACAGAAAAGGCACAAGAGCUUCUGGGGAAAGCACUAGAGUCCAGGACCACGUCAAAAAAAAACCGUCAGCCACGUGUGUUUUCUUCCCAUGUGCUGCGUUUAAAAACGUUUUUUUAGACAUAUUUUGUUCCGUACUUAUUCAUUUUUUUCCAAAUGUUAUCUGUCAAAAAAUAAUGUUUGAAAUGGAUUAUCAGAGAUUAGGUUGAGUCAUUUAUUUGUUUUAGAUUUGACAAGGCAGAGGAAGAUCUAGAAACUAGGAAACACUCAUUUCAAAGCUGUAGUCUUUUUACAUUUGUCACACUUUUUACAUUUGUCACUGAAAAUAUGAAGUGCGAA